Molecule: messenger RNA, 6741 nt
Organism: Cannabis sativa
Lineage: Eukaryota; Viridiplantae; Streptophyta; Magnoliopsida; Rosales; Cannabaceae
Product: cysteine-tryptophan domain-containing zinc finger protein 7-like
Exons: 15
Coding region: 288-5360 (1690 amino acids)
Molecular function (GO): zinc ion binding
Source: RefSeq, a predicted model, not a curated record
AAACUUUUGGAGAGAGAAAAUGGAACAUAACAGAGUAUUAAUACUAAUCAUUAAUAAAUUAAAUUAUUAAAAAUUAAAAAUAUAAAAUAAAAUUAAAAAAAAAAAGGAAAUAAACGCGGCUGCUGUAUACACCGAAAACGAGAGAGAAAGAGAGAAGAAAGCCUUGCUAAAAUUGAUUCCACCUAUUCAAUCAUCAAACUCCUCACCAAAAAGGUUUCUCAGGGUAGAGCUUCGACUUUGGAUUCGGAUUCUGGACGGAUUGGGGGCUUGACCGAGGGUUUCUUUGGAUGAUUUCGGUUGGGAGCAGGGAUGCGACGAAGGGGCUAGGGUUAGGGUUUGGUGUUGGUAGUCUUCGGGAAGAUAUGGAGGACACUGAGCUGGAAGAAGGAGAGGCUUGCUCCUAUCAGAACAGCGACGAUGCGAACAUCGAUCCAGAUGUUGCUUAUUCUUAUUUGGAUGAAAAACUCCAAGAUGUUUUGGGGCAUUUUAAAAAAGACUUUGAAGAUGGAAUGUGCUCUGCAGAAGAUCUGGGGUCAAAAUAUGGUGGGUACGGUUCUUUUUUACCAAUGUAUCAGCGAUCUCCUGCUUUAUCUCACAGAACUCCACCAAAAGUUCAUAGCUAUAGCACUUCAAGAUCUCCAAACAAUUUCCAUGUGGAGGGUGGGCAUUGCAACUCUGUAGUUUCUCAGUCUGGUGGACUUGGGCCGACUUCUACCAGUUCCACUUCUUUCCAUGUGUUUAAGGCAUCAUCAAUAACUGAGUCAGGAAAGCAACAUGUAGGCAUGCCAGCAACCCGUGCAGAAGAAAUAGCACCUAGAUUAGAUUCUAAAAACAAGAAACCGACAAGUGCAUCAGACCAGAAAACUCUGAAGGUCAGAAUAAAAGUGGGUUCUGAUAAUCUGUCCACACGAAAAAAUGCAGCAAUCUACAGUGGGCUUGGGCUUGAUGAUUCGCCAUCUUCCUCAUUGGAUGACAGCCCCUCUGAAAGUGAGGGAAUAUCUCAUGAGCGGCCAGAUGCUUCCUUUGAUUCUCCAACUAGCAUAUUGCAGAUCAUGACAUCCUUUCCAGUUAACGGAGGUUUACUUUUGUCACCACUUCGUGAUGAUCUGACUGGCUUGAUAGAAAAGGAAAAACUUUCUAAACACAGUAGGUUUGUACCUCAUCCAAAGGGUGUUGUGGAAGGCUCUGGCUUAAUAACUGGAUCAGACAGCUUGAAGAGUGGUGGGAAGUUGUUUGGGGAAAAGAAAGUAAAAUCAGUGGACAUGAAUGAUUAUUCAGCAGAAUCAAAAAGUGUAAAUGAUAAAGUUCCUCGAAUUCGAGAUAUGCCAAGGAAAGAACCAGAUCCCGAUGCAUUAAAUUAUGAGGAGCUUGUUUCUAAUACUUUAAAGCUUCCAAUUCUGUCCCAUUCAUAUUCUACUUCUGGUGACAUGAAAAAGUGUAAAGAAAUCAACAAGAGUAAUCCAAAGGAAAAAGUAUUAUCUGAUCACGCAGGAGAACAAAUUGAGUUAACGUCCUCACGAGGCGAUGGGCAGGUUGAAAAGCUAAAGCCUAGUUCAGCUGGGAAGGGCUUGGUAGAUGGAAAGGAGAGUUUUGUUAAUGAAAUUUCAGCUGAUCUACAUAAAGGAGGACAAGUGAAAGAAGAUAAAUGUCAUGAAUUAAUCAAAGCUGAUUCAAAUGUCACCAAAACCAGAAAAACAUCAAAUGUAGAAGCUAUUGAUUCUUCCAAGCAGAAAUCUAAAAAGGCCCCAUCCAAAGAACAAGAUAAUACGAAGUUACUUCAUGGAACGGAGAAUUCAGUUCUUGCUGAGAAAAAGAAAUUGAAGGGCAGUCAUGGCUCCUCAUCUGCACAGGCUCCAAAAGAAAGCUUGAAGGCUGGUUCUUCGAUGCCUAAAACUAAAAAAGGUACUAACAUGGCUACUUCAGUGUCUAAUAGUGAUGGGGAAAAUGUGAAAUCACGUAAGGAUAUUGGGAAAGCCAUGGAUACAUACAAAGACUUGUUUGGAGAUUUAGAUGAGGAAGAUAAUUCAUUACCUGCAAAUCCUUAUGAAGACAAGCUGAGGGAAUCUGUUGGGUUUGCAAAGAGCACUCCUGCAAUCGAUGGAUUAUUAAAGGAGAGAGUAAGUGGUAAGAAAACUGAGAAGCCAUCAACGUCGGAGGCAUUUCUUCUAACUGCUUCAAGUCCAAAAUCUGGGAAUGGAUUCUCUACUGAUGUGACGCUUCCCACGGGGCCUGCUGAGGUGAUAAAAGAAAAUUGGGUUGCUUGUGACAAGUGUCAAAAAUGGCGGCUUCUUCCUUUGGGUACGAAUCCAGAGGACCUACCUGAGAAGUGGUUAUGUAGCAUGCUUAACUGGCUGCCUGGAAUGAAUCGAUGCAGUGUUACUGAGGAGGAAACAAACAAACCUCUUAUUGCACAGUUCCAGCAGCCUCCUGCUCUUCAGAGUCAAGCCAAUCUUAACAGUAAUUCUGGUGUCACAGAAGCCACACUGGCUAAUUUUAGGCACCCUGAUCAAAAUCCACGUGAUAUCAAUGGAAAGAAGAAACAUAGUUUAAAGUUAAUGUCCAGUUCAGCUAAUAAAGAUAGCCCCACUCAGCUGCCAAACUCUAUGAAGAAAAGUAUGCAGCUGUCCCUGAAAAGUAGAAGUUUAAAUGAUGUACACAAUUCUCCUCUAGCCAGUGAUCCUGAUUUUCCACUGCUAAGCAAGGCUAACGACUUGAUACCAGGUGAUAAAAAACGUAAGUACAAAGUAAAGAACACAGUCUGCGAGCCCCAUGCUUUUGGAGGCGAUCCAAAAAAUUUAAAGCUUAAAAGCAGAAGAGAAUCUGAUCAAGAUUCUUCUAGAGCUUCCAAGAAAAUGAAGACUCAGGCUAGGAAUGGUGUUGAUGAAGGUUGGGCAUCAGACCAUAGUGGGGCGAUUGGGAAGGUUGGUCCUAGCUCAAGUGGUGGUUUCCCAACUUCUUCAGCAGGGAGGGAUCGAAAUAACCGCUCUUCCUCUAGAGAUUCAAAAUUUGAUGUGAAAGAUCGGCCACAAGUUCCCAUAGUGAAAUCAAAUGGUAAAGUUGAAGUUGCCCCGGAGGAUGGCUCUCUAGAAAGAGGGAGGACUGAAAGUAGAGAGAAUAUGAAGAAAAGGAAGAGUAAGGAAUUUCCAAAUGGAUCCUGCCCAAGUACAGGACGUCUUCCUGAUAGCACGCCUUUUGUGAAGGAUUUUAGUGAUAAUGACUAUAGGAAGGAAAAGAAGCCAAGAAUAUCUAUAUCUGAUGGAAAAGAGUCCAGUGCAAGCAAAGGCAAGGAUAGAACAGACAAGAAACGUAGCCAUUCAAAGAAUCACCUGCAUUCACGGGAUCUUGGCAUCACUCAGCCAAAUUUGGAUAAUAUGGAUUUAUUAAAAAGGGAUUUAGGACCUAUACAGCCUUCUUUAGCUGCCACUUCUAGUUCUUCCAAGGUUUCUGGUUCCCAUAAAUCCAAAUCCAGUUUUCAGGAAGUGAAAGGCUCACCUGUAGAAUCAGUAUCAUCUUCACCUAUGAGAAUUUCAAAUCCAGAUAAGAUUUCAUCCAUCACUAGGGAUGUCUUAGUUAAAGAAGAGUUUCCACAUGCUGGUAAUUAUGCCUUACGCAGUCCAAAAAGAAGCUCUAAUGGUGAAGAUUGUGGUGGGCGUGAUCACACUCGUGUAGGAAGAAAGGAUAAUGCAUCCAAUGGGGCUAAUCACAGGUCUCAAGAGUCUUCUUUGCAUGGUUCACAGGAAAGGGAUUUUAAUCAUAUGUCAGGGACAAAGAAUAUGAUACAGGUUGUGUCUGGUGUUACAAACCACAUUUCUGCAAAUGGUCCUUUGGAUAAUUUAGGCCAAGAUGCUGAAUAUCCUAAUAAGCCGCUGGGUUUGUGUAACUUUUCUUAUGAAGAGAAACAGAAUGAAAGCCAUUAUGAUGCGAAUGGGUCCCACUCAAGGAAGUCUGCCAAGGGGUCUUCUUCAAGGUCAGAGAAGAAUCGGAGUCUUAAAUCUGAGUUUGAUACAGUCAAGGUAAAAAGUUCUGAUGCUGUUGGUGAGCUGCAUGGUCGCUCGGCAUCUGGGGACAUAAAAUCUAGGGAUGGUAAAAACAAAUUGCAGGAGAAGUAUGGGGUCAAGUCUGAUAAAGUUGAUGAGAAGAUUUUGAACAACAAAAGAAAUGUAACAGGAAAACCAUCAACUGAGAGCUGUAAGAGGGAGACUGAGCUAAAUGUUGGAGGGUGUGACAAUGUAGAUUUAAAAGUAGAUGCAAUUUGUCGAAAAGAUGCUGUGUCAACCCCACAUCAGAAUGUGUUGCUGGACAGCAAGGAUGAUAGAUCUUCGAAGAGGUUGGUUUCUGAUAAAACUGAUAAAGUGGAAACAGUUUCCAGUGGAGAGAGGUCAAUAAUCCUACCACCCUCUGGAGGACCUCAAGGUGAUAUACUGAAUUCUUUCCCCCAGCCAGGUACUGGGUUGCACAAAGGAAAUGGUGUGGACACAUCACAUGCUGACACCUCUGAAGGUAGCAAUGUACUGAAAGUGCAAAAACAGAUGAGAAAGGCAGAUAAAUCCCAGCAGUCCAGUUCAAGAAAUCCAUCAAAGAAUGGACACAGGGUCAGAGAUCUUGAUGUGCCAUCCAGCAAUGCCGCCGCUAGCAAUGCUUUGAAAGAAGCAAUAAAUCUAAAACACAUGGCCGAUCGUUUCAAGAGUGCUGGCUCUACCCAUGAGAGGACAGGACUUUACUUUGAAGCAGCCCUUAAGUUUCUUUACGGGGCAUCUCUGUUGGAGUCUGGCUGCAGCGAGAGUACAAGCCACAGUGAGAUGCUUCGGUCACUAAAAACUUAUAGUGAUACUGCUAAGAUGUGCGAGUUUAUUGCUCUUGAGUACGAGAAAUCGAAAGACAUGGCCUCUGCUGCUCUCGCAUACAAAUGCUCAGAGGUGGCAUACAUGAGGGUAGUUUAUUCUUUGCAUCCCAGUGCAGGUAGAGAUCGACAUGAGUUGCAGGCAGCUCUCCAAGUGCCUCCUCUGGGUGAAUCACCAUCUUCUUCUGCUUCUGAUGUUGACAACUUAAACAACCACGCAACUGUUGAUAAAGUUUCCUUGCUUAAGGGUGCUAGCUCCCCACUAGUUGCUGCUAACCAUGUUGUUAUUGCUGCUCGAAAUCGUUCCAGUUUUGAUAAAGUCCUUCAUUUUGCACAGGAUACAAUUGCUGCUAUGGAUGCCUCAAAAAAGUCACAGGUAGCUUUUACAGCUGCAAGCUUGGCAGAGGCCAAAUCUGAGGAGGUUAUCUCUUCCAUUAAGAGGGCUCUUGAUUUUAAUUUCCAAGACGUCGAUGGAUUGCUACGGUUGGUACGGCUUGCAAUGGAGGCCAUUAGCCGUUAAAGACUCAAAAGUGGUUGUGGACUUUUUAACUCCGGGAUUCAAGAUAAACAGGUGGAGCAAGUAGCAAGAGGCUGACCUGAUCUAUGCAAUGACAGCUCUCUCUGUCCAUGUUUAUAAUUUUUUUUUUAUUUGCUGAAGAUCAGCUUAUUGGCAUGCACUGCAGUGCCCUGAGGUUGUUUGUGGUAUAUUGAUUCAAGGCUUCUGCAUAAAAGAUUCUGAGAUCAUCCCGAUUGGCUGAUCUGUUUCAUCCAGAAGGAGCUAAAGAUUUUCAAGAAAAUAAAUAAUAAUUAUGAAAAAAAAAAAAGUGGAGAAUUUUAUUAUAGGUGUUUUUUUUUUUUUGAUCCAUACUGGUGGCGACAACCCAAGGAUUGGGAGCUGCCUGAUGCAUAAACCAUCUAGCUUUACUUACUGCGAAGAGAAUUUCAAAAACUGCCCUACUAACAUCACUUGAAGAAGGUUAUUGAGUUUCUGUUAUUGCAGUAGCGAGAUUUGUUACUCUAUUUUUAUAGAUACAGUUAGUAAAUAAAUCCACAUGAUAUAGCGGGGAAAUAAUGUCCGAGUGUGUAGCUCCCAUCACAGGUGCCUGCUUUACAUAUUAAGAUUAAGUUGUAUCAUGUACAUACAGAAUAUAUUGAAUCAGAUUAGUCUAAGUUCAGCAUAAGCUUCUCUUCAAGGGGACCAAGAGAACUUCACCAAUGUCUAUAAGAAAAAAAAAUCUGAAAAACUGUUUCUGACCCCAUUCUUAUUAUUUAUUUUUUUAAUCCCACUUUCUGCGCACAAAAACGCCUUCUGAACAGACCCCCCCUAUCUCUCUCUCUCUUAUCCCUACCCUUGUUUCACCUUGACUGCCAUUCCUUGAAAGAGUUGGAAUGGCCAUUUAGCAAUGGAUCUUGGCAGAGGGCUGACUGAUAACAGAAAUGAGAGGGUAGAGGGCACUGCAUGUUGAAAGAAAGAGCUUUUGUCACUGGAAUAUUCUCUCUAGUUCUGAGUCUCUGACCUCACUUUUCACUUUUUGAUGUCAAGAAGAGCUGGUGAUAAGCCUAUUUGAUGCAGAGGUAGACACUUUUGAGACAGGCUGAGAAUCAGUAUAAGAGUUGUUUCAGAGGAUAAUGAAGAUUGAAGAAGUGCUUUAAUGGGAUGAGGAACAUGUAUCAAAUUAAUGCUUCAACUUGUUUAAAAAAGAAAAAUUAAUAACAUUAAAUGAAUAAAGCAAUUAGAAAUGUACUAUACCCUUUUGUUUAGUUAGUUUUUAUUUCAUCAAAUGACUAGUAGUCAUCUUUUAGUGACUUGCAGUCAAUUUUUUGUGUAAUGUGUCAAAUAUUUUCACACAAAAGUUAUUGAAAAUAGUAAAGCUCACGAGCUCAUGCUGUCUAAAAGACCA